Ictalurus punctatus (channel catfish) is the source of this 3745-nucleotide messenger RNA. It is a transcript of the gene klhl11, whose product is annotated as kelch-like family member 11. Gene Ontology annotation, molecular function: protein binding. The transcript is spliced from 2 exons. Bases 68 to 2296 code for a protein of 742 amino acids. The record is from RefSeq and is a predicted model, not a curated record. NCBI's taxonomy places the organism in Eukaryota, Metazoa, Chordata, Actinopteri, Siluriformes, Ictaluridae.
UCAGUUCUAUGGUAACGUCAUCCGUGUUGUGUGUGCGCGUGCGCUCCUUCGCCUGCGUUCGGCUUGUAUGUUUGUGUGCGUGUGCCUGAGUCUGCUUUACCGAACCGAUUUAGCGCGUUUGUUACGGUUCCGACCGGCUGAGGCGCGCGACAUGGCGGCGGCCCCAAACUCGAGCCCGAGCCCGAGCCCGAACUCGAACCCGAAUCCAGCCCGGAGCUCAGGUUCAGGCGCGAGCCCGGAGGAGGUGCACCGGCCCCCGGCGGCGGCGGCGGCAGCUGCAGCGGCGGCAGCGGCUCUGGCGAGUGACGGUGAACCGGAGGAGGCCGAGCAGUUCUCCUCAGCACUGCACUGCUCGGAGCUCGCGCGGCGGCAGAACGAGCAGCGGAAGCUCGGGCUCUUCUGCGACGUCACACUGGCGUUCAGCGGCGGAGGAGCGGGUGGAGGAGGAGGAGGAGGAGGAGGAGGAGAGGGCGCGGGCAGUGGGUUCGAGCUCGGCGCGCACCGCUCCGUGCUCGCAGCCGCCACCGAUUACUUCACCCCGCUGCUGGGGGGCCAGUUUGCGGAGUCCGUGUCGCGGCGCGUGGAGAUGAAGGAGUGGAGCAGCGAGGCGGGGCCCGAGCGCGAGACCGUCGAGAGCGUCGUGCAGUUCAUGUACACCGGAGAGAUCCGCGUCAGCACGAGCAACGUGCACGAGGUGCUGGAGCUCGCGGACAGGUUCCUGCUGGUGCAGCUGAAGGAGUUCUGUGGUGAUUUCCUGAAGCGGAAGCUGAGCCUGGCCAACUGCGUGGCGGUGCACAGCCUAGCGCACAUGUACACUCUGGACCAGCUGGCAUUGCGUGCCGCCGAAAUGAUACGCCGCAACUUCCACCGGGUGAUCCAAGACGACGAGUUCUACACGCUGCCGUUCCACCUGGUGCGUGACUGGCUGAGUGAUGCCGAGAUCACCGUCGACUCGGAGGAGGUUCUGUUCGACGCGGUCGUCAAGUGGGUGCACCGGGGCACCGAGGACCGCGAGAGGCACUUCGAGGAGCUUUUCCGCCUCCUCAGGCUGCCUCAGAUCAAACCCACUUACCUGACGCGGGUGGUGAAGAACGAGCCCCUCGUGGCACGGAACGAGGCGUGCCUCAAACUUGUGUCGGAUGCCGUGGAGAGUCAUGCCAUCCGUUUUGAGAACCAUAAAAAGUCCGCGUCCGAUUCAGAAUUCUGGGCAGCUUUCCAGCCUCGAUUUGGACAAAACAUGGACGUCAUCAUGGUGGUCGGCGGCGUCUCGGAAGGAGGCGACUACCUGAGCGAGUGUGUUGGGUAUUUCGUGUACGAGGACCGUUGGGUGAACCUUCCGCACAUCCACAAUCACCUCGACGGCCAUGCGAUCGUAGUUACGGAUUCGUACGUCUACGUGGCGGGCUCCAUGGAGCCUGGAUUCGCCAAAACGGUGGAAAGAUACAAUCCGAAUCGCAACACUUGGGAGCAGGUGAGCAACCUCACGACGCGUAAGCACUCGUUCGGCCUGACGUGCGUCAAAAAUAUCCUCUAUAGCAUCGGCGGCCACGGGAAUUUCAGCCCGGGAUUCAAGGACGUAAGCGUUUAUGAGCCGGAGCAGGACAAAUGGCACAAUUUGGAGUCGGCACCAAAAAUCCUGCGUGAUGUGAAGGCGAUUAGCGUCGAAGAUCGCUACGUUUACGUUACAGCGAGGACCCCUGUGGAUACAGACAAUGACGACGGGCUCAAGACGGUGACGACGCGCUAUGACACCGAGAGCCGCCAGUGGCAGGAAGUCGAUUCUUUGCCCCUGAUCGACAAUUACUGCCUCUUCCAGAUGGCCGUGGCGUCCACCAAUUUCUACCACACCGCGUCCUGCUGUCCGAGGAGCUACACCAACGUCCGAGAUGAAGCCGCACGGCAGAAGAUUAGUGCCCGGAUUUCGGACGAGAUCCUUGAAAGCCUGCCUCCGGAGGUCACCAGCGUCGAAGGAGCUGCCGUGUGCUUCCUCGGCGACGACGUGUUUGUCAUCGGCGGCUGGAAAAACAGCGAUGACGUGGACAAGCAGUACCGAAAAGAGGCCUACCGGUACUGCGCCGAGAGAAAACGAUGGAUGCUGCUUCCGCCGAUGCCGCAGCCUCGUUGCCGGGCGACCGCGUGCCACGUCCGAAUCCCCUACCGCUUCUUGUAUGGGUGCCAGAGGUACCCGAUGCCACAGAAUUUAGCACGGCAGCGAGACCGGAUGCAGCAGAUGCAGCAGCUUCAUCGACGCACACUCACCCUGCGCAGGCAGCUGCAGUCCCAGAUCGAAUGCUGAAGGAACGGACAAUGUUCGGCUGCGUUUUGGGUCCAAGCGGAAGGAAGAGAGUUCUCUGGAGCUGCUGCGCUUUUCUCAAUACCGUUAACAUCUUUUGGUCCAGCUUUCAUCUUUUCACCGCGGUCCUAAACUUUCAUUGUGCGUCGAAAGUGUGUGUGUGUGUGGGGGGGGGUGUCCUCCGGGCCACUUGGGGGCGUUGAGGAACGAAGAGACUCGAUAACUUUCUGCCGUUUUUCAUUGUGUAUUAAAGCUUCUUUGUAUAUUUAUUUGUCGACUUUGAUAAUCGGCGAUAAUCGCCUGUGUUUCGGGUUCGGCGUGAAAGUCCUCAGGUCCACCAGGGGGCAACAACGGACGCCGAGCGAUAACAUUAACAUUCCACCGUUACGGGUUUCGCAUUGCGUUCUGCGUACGAUAUUUGUCCAGUUUUUCAUCGAGACCGAGCGAUCACAAAUUGAAAUCUAAAUGUAGCUUGAACUUUUUGCUUAAACGUCAAGACAUGGUGAGUUUUUAAAUUCCGAUGACGUACAACUGCGUUCGUAUACAGCAUCGCAUCCUGCGAGCGAUCAGCCCCGACCCUAACGUUAGCGCUUAAUUAGUGUGAUGGCUUUACAAAAUAAAUUCCCAGUGACUCCGGUAAGUCCAUGAAACGCGCAAUAUAAAGCAGUUAUGUAACGGUCAGGCCGUAGCUAUUUCAGCCAAGAACGCGAGCUGCUGUUGCUCAGAAGGUCCUCCGGGCCACUAGAGGGCAAUGGUAUGUGUAUAAUGUAAUAACUGUAUUAUAUAACGUACAGGAAGGAAUAACUGCUUCCGAGGCCACGUGUAAUGUUCGUAUCGUCGCUUGCUUCAGGUUUUGCCUUAAUGUUGCGAUAUGUUUCAUCACAAAGACAGAUGAAGAUCCAUUUUUGAACACGCUGAUAAUUUUAUGAAUGGACGACCAAAAUGUUAGAAUGGAGGUCUUUUUGUUGUUGUUGUUGUUGUUUUUUUAAACCUGAAGAGUCAUCUUUGCACUUUGCCACAUCCUGAUUUGCAUAUUUUUAUUUCCCCAUUGUGUUCUGCACUUGAAACUUUAAACGCACUUCUAAAGGGACUCUGUGUCUUAAUCAUUUAUUCGCGCUGAGCCUGUGUUCCAAUACGACCGUACCGACCUUGUUUACUUGCCUUUGUUUACGUCUACUUGUGCACGUUAAUUGUAGUUCCAUUGCAGCACGUUUCGAUAUCGGCCGAAGGUAAUGACUUUGCUUUCUUUAUUCUGCUAGUUAGCUUUAAGGCUAACGGCCGAGCCGAGACGAGUGUGAGGGAUACAGUCUGAGGGGAAGUCCGGGUCAGCGAGGGCGCGUUAAUCACCGUACAGAACGCAAUGCGGAAGUGAAGCGGAAAAGGGGCCGUUACAGUAAUAAUUUAUUGUAUUUAACAGCAUUAAACCAUAGUGAUGUUUUAUUUUCUACCUCA